Molecule: messenger RNA, 7224 nt
Organism: Oncorhynchus keta (chum salmon)
Lineage: Eukaryota; Metazoa; Chordata; Actinopteri; Salmoniformes; Salmonidae
Gene: b4galt6
Product: UDP-Gal:betaGlcNAc beta 1,4- galactosyltransferase, polypeptide 6
Exons: 9
Coding region: 2064-2846 (260 amino acids)
Biological process (GO): glycosphingolipid biosynthetic process; carbohydrate metabolic process
Molecular function (GO): UDP-galactose:glucosylceramide beta-1,4-galactosyltransferase activity
Source: RefSeq, a predicted model, not a curated record
UGUGUAUUCUUGUAGGGUGUCCUUCCCCAUAGCUAUGUAUAGUAGUGAUGUUUGUUAAACAGGUCUGUGUUGUGUAUUCUCAGAGGGUGUCCUUCCCCAUAGCUAUGUAUAGUAGUGAUGUUUGUUAAACAGGUCUGUGUUGUGUAUUCUUGUAGGGUGUCCUUCCCCAUAGCUAUGUAUAGUAGUGAUGUUUGUUAAACAGGUCUGUGUUGUGUAUUCUUGUAGGGUGUCCUUCCCCAUAGCUAUGUAUAGUAGUGAUGUUUGUUAAACAGGUCUGUGUUGUGUAUUCUCAGAGGGUGUCCUUCCCCAUAGCUAUGUAUAGUAGUGAUGUUUGUUAAACAGGUCUGUGUUGUGUAUUCUCAGAGGGUGUCCUUCCCCAUAGCUAUGUAUAGUAGUGAUGUUUGUUAAACAGGUCUGUGUUGUGUAUUCUUGUAGGGUGUCCUUCCCCAUAGCUAUGUAUAGUAGUGAUGUUUGUUAAACAGGUCUGUGUUGUGUAUUCUUGUAGGGUGUCCUUCCCCAUAGCUAUGUAUAGUAGUGAUGUUUGUUAAACAGGUCUGUGUUGUGUAUUCUUGUAGGGUGUCCUUCCCCAUAGCUAUGUAUAGUAGUGAUGUUUGUUAAACAGGUCUGUGUUGUGUAUUCUUGUAGGGUGUCCUUCCCCAUAGCUAUGUAUAGUAGUGAUGUUUGUUAAACAGGUCUGUGUUGUGUAUUCUUGUAGGGUGUCCUUCCCCAUAGCUAUGUAUAGUAGUGAUGUUUGUUAAACAGGUCUGUGUUGUGUAUUCUCAGAGGGUGUCCUUCCCCAUAGCUAUGUAUAGUAGUGAUGUUUGUUAAACAGGUCUGUGUUGUGUAUUCUUGUAGGGUGUCCUUCCCCAUAGCUAUGUAUAGUAGUGAUGUUUGUUAAACAGGUCUGUGUUGUGUAUUCUUGUAGGGUGUCCUUCCCCAUAGCUAUGUAUAGUAGUGAUGUUUGUUAAACAGGUCUGUGUUGUGUAUUCUUGUAGGGUGUCCUUCCCCAUAGCUAUGUAUAGUAGUGAUGUUUGUUAAACAGGUCUGUGUUGUGUAUUCUUGUAGGGUGUCCUUCCCCAUAGCUAUGUAUAGUAGUGAUGUUUGUUAAACAGGUCUGUGUUGUGUAUUCUCAGAGGGUGUCCUUCCCCAUAGCUAUGUAUAGUAGUGAUGUUUGUUAAACAGGUCUGUGUUGUGUAUUCUUGUAGGGUGUCCUUCCCCAUAGCUAUGUAUAGUAGUGAUGUUUGUUAAACAGGUCUGUGUUGUGUAUUCUUGUAGGGUGUCCUUCCCCAUAGCUAUGUAUAGUAGUGAUGUUUGUUAAACAGGUCUGUGUUGUGUAUUCUCAGAGGGUGUCCUUCCCCAUAGCUAUGUAUAGUAGUGAUGUUUGUUAAACAGGUCUGUGUUGUGUAUUCUCAGAGGGUGUCCUUCCCCAUAGCUAUGUAUAGUAGUGAUGUUUGUUAAACAGGUCUGUGUUGUGUAUUCUCAGAGGGUGUCCUUCCCCAUAGCUAUGUAUAGUAGUGAUGUUUGUUAAACAGGUCUGUGUUGUGUAUUCUUGUAGGGUGUCCUUCCCCAUAGCUAUGUAUAGUAGUGAUGUUUGUUAAACAGGUCUGUGUUGUGUAUUCUCAGAGGGUGUCCUUCCCCAUAGCUAUGUAUAGUAGUGAUGUUUGUUAAACAGGUCUGUGUUGUGUAUUCUUGUAGGGUGUCCUUCCCCAUAGCUAUGUAUAGUAGUGAUGUUUGUUAAACAGGUCUGUGUUGUGUAUUCUCAGAGGGUGUCCUUCCCCAUAGCUAUGUAUAGUAGUGAUGUUUGUUAAACAGGUCUGUGUUGUGUAUUCUCAGAGGGUGUCCUUCCCCAUAGCUAUGUAUAGUAGUGAUGUUUGUUAAACAGGUCUGUGUUGUGUAUUCUUGUAGGGUGUCCUUCCCCAUAGCUAUGUAUAGUAGUGAUGUUUGUUAAACAGGUCUGUGUUGUGUAUUCUUGUAGGGUGUCCUUCCCCAUAGCUAUGUAUAGUAGUGAUGUUUGUUAAACAGGUCUGUGUUGUGUAUUCUCAGAGGGUCCUAUAGAUGUGAAUAUGACUGAGAUUCCUAUGGAGGAGAUUGAUCUCAAGUUCUCUAAGUAUCUGGAUGUUCAGUUUGGUGGCCACUGGAAACCCAAGGACUGCAAACCACGCUGGAAGGUAGCCAUCUUGAUCCCGUUCCGUAACCGCCACGAGCACCUUCCCAUCCUUUUCCAGCACCUCACCCCCAUACUGCAGAGACAGAGACUGCAGUUCGCAUACUACGUCAUUGAGCAGUCUGGGACGCAGCCCUUCAACAGAGCCAUGUUGUUUAAUGUGGGUUUCCUGGAGGCCAUGAAGGAUCUGGACUGGGACUGUCUGGUGUUCCACGAUGUUGACCACAUCCCAGAGAAUGACCGUAACUACUACGGCUGUGGUCAGAUGCCUCGCCACUUCGCAGCCAAACUGGACAAGUACAUGUACCUCCUACCCUACAGUGAGUUCUUCGGGGGCGUGAGUGGACUUACAGUGGAGCAGUUCCGCAAGAUCAACGGCUUUCCCAAUGCAUUCUGGGGCUGGGGAGGAGAGGACGAUGACCUGUGGAACAGAGUGCACUAUGCUGGUCUGAACGUCACGAGGCCGGAGGGAGAGAUGGGUAAAUACAAGUCCAUCCCACACCACCACCGAGGAGAAGUGCAGUUCCUCGGCAGGUACAAGUUACUGAGGUAUUCCAAAGAGAGGCAGCACCUGGAUGGACUGAACAACCUCAACUACACCCCUGAGAUCUCCCUGAGCUCCCUGUACAAGAACAUCACCGUGGACCUCCACCCUGACCUGGCCCCCAUUACAGACUACUGACUACUGACCCCCACUGUCCCUGACCUCAUCACACCCCCUCACACUCCAACUGGGACCCCAAAGCAGGACAGAGGGGGGGUGGGGUUGUGGAGGGAGGCACACCGUGUAACGCUGCCAAGAAACCUUACUCUGAAGAAAAUGUCCAACUAAAAUAUGAAAGCGGAAGGGACAUAGGUUCUGUUUAAUCAAACAAUUGUGUGUGUGUUCUGUGAGGAUUGUGGAUGUUGAGAUGGGGUGUGUGUGUGUGUGUGUCUCUGCAUGUCAAUGUGUCCAUGCUGGCUUUAGCUAUUAAGCUACUUAACAUCAACAUGUCAUGAUUCAGUAUGAGGAGGGAGAGGCAGUGUUGUUUUCACAUCAGAUGUUUACUGCAAAGCCUUAAAGUGUCAGGCUCAGCCUCAGAACCAUGGCUCUCUGGUUGCCUCCCAAACCACACCCUAUUCCCUAUAUAUUGCCCAGGGUCCUUAGUGCUCUGGUCAAAAGUAGUGCACUAUAUAGGGGAAAAUGGUGCCAUUUGGGACUUUGCCUUUAUCUCACAGCUCAGCACAGUUUUCACUUUUAACAUCUCAGUACCAUCACCUUACAAGCCAACAGACAUUUUGUCUUCACUUUAUAUCAUUUUUACACCGUUCGGUUAAAGAAAAAACAUAUUCCUUAAAGAGGACAGGCGCUAAAUGAAGGUGACUUAUUUGUGAUGUACAUUUUCUGAAAUGGUCAAAUGUUUAUUUUUUUCUUCAGUUUUUGCCUUUUUUUAACAGACGUUUUAAAGCACUAUCCUGUUUCUCUGUGUCACAUGAGUGUUUUGCUGUUCCUUUGCUGCACUGCUGACACGCAUGAUGCACAGAGCACGUAUGUAAAUACUUGACUCUUAAAGCUCGAGCAUAGAACACGUAUGUAAAUAUUCAGCCUUUUAAAUGCUCAGAGCCUGUUGUUAUUCCAGUGGAUUUGAAUUGAAUUUGAAUUUGUUUUGGCAGCUACCUUCCUGAGGACUUACCUGGUUCUUCCAUUUAAAUGGGAAGAUGUUCUAACAAUAGAUGGCUUAAAAAAGAAAAUAUACCAAUCUCUUAGGCUGACAUUCUUUUGCAUGCCUUAAUUUAUUUUAUUACCAGAUGUUUUUUUCCUUUAAUUAUAAUUUAUAUCAUUUUGAGAUGUCUAUAUUUUGUUCCAGUUUAGCCUUUUGUGUCUUUUUUUUCCCUCGAGGUGCACUGCGUGAAAAGACUUACUGACGUUAUGGAGGGUGCUCCAGUACAGAAAGACAGGUCAGAGGACUAUAGUCGCUCUGAUCCAGGGUGUUAUGUCAGGCUUGCUGAGCCUUCAACAGCAAGCCACCUGCAACAACCUGGAGCAGAGCUUAAGACUGAAGAUUCUAAAGCUGGAUGUCAUUUUUCCUCUGGUAUUUGUAGUCUGUUAUUAUGGAGGAGUUUAUACAGUGUGGACAGUGUGUUUGGUACAGGAUUAUGUUUUAAAUGUGUGUGUGUGGCUCAUGUAUUAGGUAACUGGACCAUGUGUUUGAUCAUAUGUUAGGUGUCUUUAAUGAGUGUGAGCUUGCAGAUUGGGCAGUGUGUCUGUCUGAACCAAUAAUUUAUAUAUACACUAGAUGACUGACGACAGGCGAGGUUUUGAAGCUACCAUCACUCCAUCUUGAUCGCAAAAAAAAUAUUUUUGAAACUGUAGGAAGGCAUUUAACUCACAAUUUAAAAGUAUGCAUUAAGUGUGUAAUAGAGUAAACAUACACAUAAUUUGUUUUCCUUAAAGUAUACUUUAUUGAAAGUUCUAAUGCUACUGUCCCCAUUACUACCACAAAAAUACUUGUAAUUUUGUCCUGUGUAGAAUUUAAUUCAUUCCUAUGGAGGACUGCUUCUUCUGUGGAGUGCCAAUAUUACUGACCGGUGGCUUCAAAGCCUCUUACUGGCCAAUAGCAAUCCAGGGUUUGUAUACAUUAUUGGUCUGAACUGUGGUGUGUUCCUAAUAAGCUUGCAAGGCAUUGAGAGGGGCCAGAAUGAGAGAACGGAAGCUAAUGCUAACAGCUAACCCUGUUCUUGAAUGGUAGACUGCAACUUGGGCCAUAAAGACUUGAAAUUCUUAAAUAUUUAGCACUAAGAUUAGCAAGGAAAAAUGUAGGAGGUAUUUUAUUUUUUACUUAGCGUUUUUUUUCUUGUACAUAGUUGUUUCUCAUACACUUCAUAUUUAUGCAUAGGUGUACUUUUCUGUGUUUUCCUAGUGAUUUGUUCAUUUGUCAAGUGUACUUCUCAAGUAGAACUGCUCUAUCCAAACAACCCAGGUUUUCUCCAUCACAGUACUGCAAGAAUGCAGGAGAACGAGAGUGUGAAUCAAACUGGGAUACUCCUGUCCUGCUCCAAACAUGGGGUUUGUUGAAAAUGGCACCCUGUGUCCUAAAGUGCACUACUUUUGACUGGACUCCUAUGCGUCCUGAUAAAAAGAAGUAAACUAUACAGGGAGUAGGGUGUCAUUUGGGACGCAGCCUUGCUCUCUCGGGCCUGUCACUCUUGUAGUGCUGGGGAGGAACAGUCAUUUCUGCUCAUAAGCUAAAGUGGUCAACAAAGCACCAGGCUAAAGUCUGUGUUUGGUUUGGCUCUGACGUGGUUACAAUGGUCACAUAAGACCUCAAUGUUGUAGUUCUGACCAAUCAGAUGAGGUGAGACAGAAUCUAAAAAGACAUGGUAGUAAUAACAUUCUUUUGGAGGUGGUCAACCGUGCCAAAGUUCCACUUCUGUUACCCAUUAUCAUCAUUCUACCUACCUCUCUUCUGCACUUAUCUCUACUCGUUCCCCUUUUCAUUCUCUUCCCAUGAGAUCCUCUAUUGUGUCUCAGUAACUCGUCAGUGUUGAGAGAAACCUGACAGACUAGUGUUGAUCAUAGGGAUCAGGGUCAAGGUAUUAAAAGCGAUAUGACAUACUGUACACAAGGUAUUUCUCUGUCUAUGGCUCUGGGUAUAGGUCAGUGUUUGGGGCUUCUCUUGUGCUAUGCCUUAUGCUCCGUAACAGAUUUUUGCAAUGUUGGAUAAAUGCUCUCGUUGUUUUUAUACGUUGCAGAAGAUGUGAGCAGCCUAGCUUUCGUCCCUCUUGAGGGCAUUAUGAGUUACUGUAGCAGAGACACUGAGUCGGUGGCUUCUUUCUCUGGAUCCCGUCAUCUUACUUGCUACAAAGGAUCCGCUUCUUUUUAUCUAAUCCUGUUAUAUUGUCUCUUUUCACUUUGUUCAGGGAACAGUUUGAAGAGAUUAAUUAUGGAAAGCAUCCAUCACUGGAGUUGGUCUAGGAUCAGUGUUCUGGCUGUGUCCCAAAUGGCCACACCCUCUGUUGUACAUAUUUAUUGUUAUUGCCUCUGAGGGGAGUGGGGGGAGGGAAGGGUAGGUUAGGGGGCUGCCGGGCAGUGAGCUGGCUACACCCGGUCACAAGUGGUUUGGUUUACACCCCCAGCUGACCUGUGAAGAGGGCAAGGACCUCCCUCACCCUUCCUACUGCCUCUGUAUUGUUUGUUUUUUCUUCUUUCAAAUGACUAUAUUCACCACUACACAGUUAGUAAUGUGGACUAUUACAUGUUUGCAGUAUUCAUAUUUGUGCCUUUUUCCCUUUUUUUCUCGGUUUUCACUUUGCAUUCUUGCUUGAAAGAUACAGUAAAGGUUUGGAUUGUUUUUGAACUGAAGUUAGAGUGCACUUUUUUCUAAUUCAUUUAUUUAUUUUUUCAGUCCGUUGCUCUGAUUAAGAUGCACGAUAUGUUUCCAUGACAAUGGGCUGAGUAGGUGUGUAUCAAUGAUUGUCCGUAAUCAAUUUUUCUGCUGUUCAGAGGUCUGGCUGCUUGGACCAUGUAGAAUCCUCUUGAAUCCUCAGCUCUCCAGUCUCCUCAAUAUGCUCUGCUCUGUUUGAACAAAGAGUCAUAACUGGAGCCAGAGGGCAGACUCUCGCGUUACUACCGUCCGCCAGGAAGUGCAGAAUGACGCAGAGGAAGUAGUGACUUUUUUAAAUUGGUGUCACCUGGUCUACAAAUCAUAAAUUCUCAUUUGAGGUCAGGCAUAUUAAUUUUGACUUUGGGUUUGUAAGUUUUAGAUUGUUUGGAGGACACAUUUGUGAAAAUAAAAGACCUUAAUUCGAUGUAGCGCCUUCUCAUGCCAUAUCUUCUCGCAGUUCUGUCUUGUUCUGCAAUUUUGUUGCCUAUAGUCAUGUGCUAUAAUUCCCCCCCAGACAUCAGACAACUUUUUACAUGGUGAAGCCGACCGGUUAGCCAUCUUGUCAAUCUUCCACAAUCUUUGGUAUAACAGCCAGUAAAAGAGUACUAGAGUUGAACUGUUAGACUUUGUAAAGUUGUUUUUCUUUUUGUCAACAAAAGAUGAAUAAACAACUUCAUUGCCAGGUUCUGGGAAACA